UUCCUGAUUUUCCCUUUAACCCCUCUUCUACUGCUGCCUCCAGCUGCUUGACCCCCCAGACCAGUAAAUUUCCACCCCCUGCUCAGACCCUGGCCACCACCACACCCCCGAUUCGCCCCCUUUGCCCCUUUUUAAUCCCUGUCAAAAGCAGUCAGCAAAAUCCUACGGGUAUAAGGGCAGGGUGAAGGGCAGUGGCUUCAGCAGAUGUACUGAGCGUGCUCAAUACACGGUAAGCAGCACAUUUUUAGCAGCGCGCAGAGCGGACCCUGCCGGAAAGGAGCGCGGUAGGGGAAGGAGUUCGGGACGGAGUACCCCUCCCCCACGCUAUCGACAGGUAACAGGAACGAUGUAGGAGGAUUCCAGAGCUGCACAUUAGCAAGGCCAGCUUUCCUAAUGGAAGAGACUCCCCAAGGGACAUUCCAAGAUGAGCUGGAGUGGUGUAUUUUGCAGCUGGAAACAGGCCUCCUUCGUCUCAAUCCAACCCCAAAACAAGCAGAGGAGACGCAGCACAUCCUCAAAGUCCUGCGCUCCCGCAAGGCUGCCUUUGUGAAGAAGCGGCAGGUGAUGAACCGCGUGUUUGGGGAUUACCGACUGAAGAUAGCCGAGGAGCAGAAGAAGAUGGAGAAAGCAGCCAUGAAACCUGGGAAAGCACAAAUACAGAAAGGGAAUGUGCAGGUUUCAGGGAGCGUGGUGUAUAGGAAGCGAUCUGGACAGACCUCUGAGUCAACAACAAACUGGUUCACACCAUCUGAUGAUAGCUUCCGAUUCAGCUUUGUACUUCCUGAGAUGGAUCCACAAGCAACCAGUGGAACUAUGGAAGAGGCCCAGGGGGUAGGUGGUUCUGAACGGAGGCCCUCAGAACUAGAUGAUUUGAGUGGAGUGUUGAACUUUUCCACCCCUGGACAAGAGCCCAAGUUUGCUUUCAAUUUUGUCAUCCCAGAUAAAGAUGGCAUCAGGGGGCCAUCUGUUGUUACAGGCCAAAGAGCGGAGAGUGUAGCAGAAAAUGUGACAUCAGGUGGCUUAUCUGCAGGACCAAUUACGCAUUCAACCCUGUGGGAGGCUAACAUGCCUGAGGUUGUGGGCUGUGUGGCUGGAGGAUUGGGGAGAAAGGUUCUCGUUUUAGAGACCCCAAAACCAGAGAUCGCCGCUGGAGAUGAGGUUAAGGCAGAGAAGACAGCAGCAACUGGAGCACCCAAGAAGAAUAAGAAAAAGAAAUCAUCAAAUAGUAAGAAGGAAAUGGCGGAAGCUGAGGUCAGCAAGAAGGUGAAGGUGGGAGCCAGUGGGUGUGAAGACACAGAUUUGUCCCUCCAGGACAAGACCACGCAGCAGUCAGAUAAACAGCUGUGGAGGGAAGUGGACUGGUGUGUGGAACAGCUGGAACUUGGCCUGAAGACACAGAAAUCCACUCCAAAACAGGCUGAAGAAGUUCUUCGUGCCAUCAAGACACUACGCAGUGACAAGGCCGUGCUGGCAAAGAAGCGUCAGGUAAUGCGAGCCAUGUUUGGAGAUUACAAGAAGAUGAUGGAGGAGGAGAGACAGAAACAGCUGAAGCUUAUGCAGGCAGCUGCAAAGUCUGCUCAGGUCAUGGAGGUGAGGGAGAAUGCCCGCAGAAAGAGCAGCCAGGUCUUCCGGAAGUGUUCAGAGGCAUCCAGGAAAAGCCCAAGUUCUGCAGGAUCCCCUUCUCAUCCUCCCAGCCAUCCAGAGUCACGCCAGGCCUCUGGCACAAAUUCGUUCAUGUCCCCAACUUCCCAAGAGGCGUUCCGCUUUAAUUUUUUUUAGGAAAGUCCCUUGGACAUUUAUUGUUUUUGUUUAAUGGCUGAAAAUGUUGCCAAAAUCUGUAUAGUCUUAGAGGGUAGAAGGAUGCUGAGCAGAGUAAAAGGAUCAUGUGGGAAACAUGCAUAGGUUCAUAGUGAAAAGACACUAAGUGCCUUGGAUCAAGUGUCUGUAACAGCUCUAUCUAUAAUGCAUACAAUUCCCCAGACUCAGUCUGUGGGCUGGACUCCUUUCCUCAUACGUACCUUUGCUUGGAAACAAAUCCGAUAAGAAGAUCAUCUAUGGUCAGAGAAGGGAUAAGUAAAGGUGAAGAGAAGCUUAGCACUUUGAAGGCAAUUCUUCUGUUGUAUGCGAAGUGCAGCUGUCAUGCUGGCUGUAUGGAACAGAGUAACAAAGUAGGAUCGAAACUCCUUGUGGUUGUGGAAGCAGAGAAAGAACUGACAGGAAGGAACUGCAAUGCAUGACAGUUCAUUAGCAAGAGUCAGGCUAACUGUAACCCUAAUAACGCGAGAUUUGUAGAAACGAGGAUUGUGUGAGGUGA
Messenger RNA from Trachemys scripta elegans, 2314 nucleotides. RefSeq lists its product as uncharacterized. The transcript has 8 exons. The coding region runs from base 394 to 1779 and encodes 461 amino acids. The record is from RefSeq and is a predicted model, not a curated record. Lineage: Eukaryota; Metazoa; Chordata; Testudines; Emydidae.